Messenger RNA from Balaenoptera musculus (blue whale), 2412 nucleotides. It is a transcript of the gene ZNF597, whose product is annotated as zinc finger protein 597. The record is from RefSeq and is a predicted model, not a curated record. Gene Ontology annotation, biological process: regulation of immune system process; regulation of cytokine production; negative regulation of transcription by RNA polymerase II. The coding region runs from base 53 to 1531 and encodes 492 amino acids. The transcript has 4 exons. Lineage: Eukaryota; Metazoa; Chordata; Mammalia; Artiodactyla; Balaenopteridae. Gene Ontology annotation, molecular function: DNA-binding transcription repressor activity, RNA polymerase II-specific.
GCGGCUUUCCCGGCAGGUCCAGCGUAGGGGAGCAUGGGAGCGUGGGAGCCUAAUGGUGGCGCCGUCUUUCGGUCUCGAGUCUCGGCUGGGCGUCGCUUUCUGUUGCUUUUGCCUGGAUAGCGUGAGGCUUCCUGAGAUCUUUAGUCUCGGAGCCGUAAGUGGGGCCCGGCCGGCCCGGGAGUCGGCCUUUCCGAGGCUGGGCCGGGGAGAGGAGUCAGGCUCAGAUCUGUCCCGAAGUCCCUGUGGCGACUUGAAGACACUACCACCCCUCAAGAUGGCAUCCACACUCCCUACAACCGGGGCGCAGGGACCAGUGCUGUUUGAGGACCUGGCUGUAUAUUUUUCUCAAGAGGAGUGUGUGAGUCUGCACCCUGCCCAGAGGUCCUGCAGCAGAGACACGCCACAGGAGUGUUUGGAGGAUAUGGCCUUGAUGGGAGAAGAAGGCAAGAUUGAGAUUAAUCAGAAGCUAAGGCUAGAAUCUAUGGGACUUGAAGAGCUUGCCCUAGAAAAAUACUCCAUUGCUGUGCCCCUUGUCUAUUACCCAGAAAAUUCCUCUGAGCAUGGAGUUGGAAACCUUGAAAGGAAAAUGUCAGGUAGAACUCCUGCUUUCAAGAAGAGGUUCAUAAGCCUUUUAGUUACCAUUGAAAACCACACCCCUUUGAUAGAACUAUCUCAGUGUUUAGGAACCAGAGCACUUUCUGAAAUUCUUGAAUUUCCCGGGGAAGAAGCCAAAAAUUCAUACAAGUGUCCUGAAUGUGACCAAAGCUUCAGUGAUAGUUCAUACCUUGUUUUGCAUCAGAAAAUGCAUUCAGGAGAGAAAAAGUAUAAAUGUGGUGACUGUGGGAAGAUUUUCAAUCACAGAGCCAACUUGAGAACACACCAGAGAAUCCACACCGGCGAGAAACCAUAUAAGUGUGCCGAGUGCGGCAGCAGCUUCCGCCAGCACUCACAUCUGUCUCGGCACAUGAAUAUCCAUGUAAAGGAGAAACCCUACACCUGUGGCAUAUGUGGAAGAGGUUUCAUGUGGCUCCCAGGAUUGGCACAGCAUCAGAAAACCCACGCUGCCAAAAAAGCCUGUGGUAAAUGUUUUGGUCAGAAAACAAAUCUGGCUUUGCCUGAGAAAAGGCACGGGUCAGCCAGCCAGCACCCAUGCAGUCCGAGCGGGAAAUGCUUUGGGCAGCCCUCACACUUGGCCCUCCCCGAGCGGGGCCACGAGGACAACCCUGAACACUGCAGCGAUUGUGGGGAAAAUUUGCUUUCGUUCUCAAAAUUCGAACCCUUAAAGUGUCCUGAGUGUUCGAUGACCUUUCUUCGUAUCUCUGAACUUAUCUCCCAUCAAAGAAUUCACAGAGGGGAAAAGCCCCAUAAAUGCAAACCCUGUGCAGAAAGUUUUAUUUCAGACUCAGAGCUUGCAUGCCACCAGAAGAACCACACAGGAGAACCUUUUAAAUGUACCGUGUGUGGGAAAAGUUUCAGGUUGAAAACACAUCUCAUUGUCCAUCAGCAAACCCAUGCGCAAAACACCACGUAAAUAUAGCAAGUUUUCAUUAAUGCUUGUGCUUCUCAGUAUUUAUACUGAAAACUGGGGCACAGUUACCCUUUAUGUGCCAGGUACUGUGCUAAGCAUUUUACACACAUUCCAUGUAAUAUAUCAUUUAAUUUUCACCACCACCUUGAUUUAGGCACCAUGAUUUCGGUUUUAUAAUGGAGGAAGCAUAGUCAGUGUCACAGCUACUGAACAAAGCCAGAACUCUAACUCAGUAGCUCAGUUACUAUCCAGAUUCCAUUUGUAUGAGCCGGAGAAAGAUACAGAACUUAUAAAAAAAAAAAUUCAGUUUUCACUAAAAUGAAGGUUAUUGCUAGAGUUCUUUUAAUUUUGUUUACGUGGUUUCUAAGUAAGUUUUAGAAGGCAAAUUUAUUGUUUGCUAGUUCUGCAGAUCUAGGAUCUAGGAAAGUAAGUACCUUUGUAUCUAUUUUAUACUUUUUUUUUUUUUGCUGUAACAAUCAGAAUGUAAUGUUUGUAUGAGAUUAUUGUUUUACAUAUGAAUUUCUGGAGGGGUUUGGAAGCUUUUUUCCCUCCAUGUGAAGUGUUCCCAAAUGGGUUGGACUAGUUAGUGUCGAGAUGGCUGUUAGUAUCCGUGAAGUUAGUAUCCAUUCUCAGAUCUGAUGCCACUGGCCUUUGUGAUUCAAGUGUUUGGAAGGAAUUUUAGCAAUCUGACUACAGCCCUUUCUGGUGCCUGGACUUGAGCAAUGGAAAGGUACUUGCUUCUCUCUAAGAGGAUUUACCUCCAAGUCUUUACCAAAGCACAUCACCUGCCUUGCUAUGAAUAACAGUAACCCUUGUUUAGUGUGCAUGCUCAAUACUUCAGGUAUAUUAAUUUAAUCUUCAGAAUAAAUCUGACAGAAAAGGAC